AUGGAGAAAUGGGAGUGCGAUUUCGACCGAGAAAUACGUGAGAAUAAUGAGAUGCGGGAAUUUCUUGAAAAUGCUCAGAUAAUAAAGAACUCACCUCUCGAUCCGCGCGACGCAUUUUUCGGUGGCCGAACGGGGAAUAUAGCAACCCGAUGCGAUGUUGCGGGAACGGAGAAAAUACGCUACAUAGACGUAUGCUCUCUGUAUCCCUAUGUACUGAAAACGGGUACUUUUCCGAUCGGUCACUCAAAGAUCUACAUCGGAGAGGAAUGUUCCGAGUUAAUCGGCGUAUUUCCGGAUUUCGAUUUCAACUCGCUCGAAGGAUUCAUUCGUUGUAAAGUACUCCCUCCGCGCGAUCUCUUUCAUCCGGUACUCCCGUAUCGCGUACGCGGCAAAUUGUUGUUCGCGCUGUGCCGGAGUUGCUGCGAAACGUUCUCGCAAGCUGAGUGUACUCACAGUCUCGCCGAGCGUGAAUUCGAGGGUACCUGGGUAUCCUGUGAAUUACGCAAAGUCGUCAAGAAAGGUUAUCGCGUGUCGGAAGUGAGAGAAAUUUGGCAAUACAAGGUCACGCGAUAUGAUCCCGAUACGCGGCAGGGUGGAUUGUUUACCGGAUAUAUCAAUAGUUUUUUGCAAUUGAAGCAGGAAGCUAGCGGAUGGCCGAACGAAUGCGUGGAUGACGAAGCUAAGGAGCGAUAUCUUCGCGAAUACGAGGAAACCGAGGGUAUCGUUCUCGAUAAAAAUAACAUCGCUCGAAAUCCAGGUCUACGUUCGGUUGCAAAGCUCUGCUUAAAUUCCUUUUGGGGAAAAUUCGGUCAACGAUCCAAUUUGCCUAACACCGAGAUCGUGAAAAAUUACCAGCGAUUGGCAGCUUUGCUCACGAGUCCAGAACACGGAAUAACCGAUAUAUUACCCGUCGACGACGAGGUAAUAUAUGUCUCGUGGAGAUUGCGAGAAGAAGCGGUCGUAGCUUCUCCGCAGACAAACGUCGUGAUCGCGGCAUUCACGACGGCACUGGCGCGACUGAAAUUAUACGAACAUUUAGAAUUAUUGAAUAGGCGAGUAUUGUAUUAUGAUGCAGAUUCCUGUAUAUAUAUAUAA
Trachymyrmex cornetzi is the source of this 1095-nucleotide messenger RNA. RefSeq lists its product as uncharacterized. Gene Ontology annotation, biological process: DNA replication. Bases 1 to 1095 code for a protein of 364 amino acids. Gene Ontology annotation, molecular function: DNA binding; nucleotide binding; DNA-directed DNA polymerase activity. The transcript has a single exon. NCBI's taxonomy places the organism in Eukaryota, Metazoa, Arthropoda, Insecta, Hymenoptera, Formicidae. The record is from RefSeq and is a predicted model, not a curated record.